AUGCCACGGGGACGAAAGAGCCGGCGUCGCCGUAACGCAAGGGCCGCAGAGGAGAACCGCAACAGUCGUAAGAUUCAGGCCUCAGAAACCUCUGAGACCCCGAUGGCCGCCUCUGUGGUCUCGAGCACCCCGGAGGACGACCUGAGCUGCCCAGAGGACGACCCAAGCACUCCAGAGGAGACCUCCACUACUCCUGAGGAAUCCUUGAGCACUGCUCAAGCGCAGAAGCCCUCGGUAGCCCGGAGCAACUUUCAAGGCACCAAGAAAAGCCUCCUGAUGUCUAUAUUAGCCCUCAUCUUCAUCAUGGGCAACAGCGCCAAGGAGGCCCUGGUCUGGAAAGUGCUAGGAAAGUUGGGGAUGCAGCCUGGCCAGCAGCACAGCAUCUUUGGAGAUCCAAAGAAGGUCGUUACAGAAGAGUUUGUGCGCAGAGGGUACCUGAUUUAUAAGCCGGUGCCCCGUAGCAGCCCCGUGGAGUACGAGUUCUUCUGGGGACCUAGAGCACACGUGGAAUCAAGCAAGCUGAAAGUCAUGCACUUUGUGGCAAGGGUGCGUAACCGAUGCUCCAAGGACUGGCCCUGUAAUUACGAUUGGGAUUCUGAUGAUGAUGCAGAAGUUGAGGCUAUCCUCAAUUCAGGUGCAAGAGGUUAUUCUGCCCCUUAG
Rangifer tarandus platyrhynchus (Svalbard reindeer) is the source of this 660-nucleotide messenger RNA. Lineage: Eukaryota; Metazoa; Chordata; Mammalia; Artiodactyla; Cervidae. The record is from the annotation of a GenBank genome assembly.